This is a messenger RNA of Triticum aestivum (bread wheat), 1050 nucleotides long. RefSeq lists its product as uncharacterized. The transcript has 5 exons. Lineage: Eukaryota; Viridiplantae; Streptophyta; Magnoliopsida; Poales; Poaceae. The coding region runs from base 1 to 1050 and encodes 349 amino acids. The record is from RefSeq and is a predicted model, not a curated record.
AUGCCUCCCCUUGCUCCACCGUCCUACGAGGCUGGCGACCUCGAGACUAUUUGCGAAAUAACCCUCCCACCUCUGUCUUGUAUACGUGACCAUCAAAAUAAUAAAAAACUAAAACCAAAAGAUCGACUCGAUCUGCUCAACGCAUCUAUCGCUGGGGGCGUCGUCGCUGCCACCGGAGCCUCCGCCACCGGUGUCCCACACCGGAGCUGCCGCAAGCGUAGCGGCCGCCGCGGCGCCGCGUCCGGCAAUGCCAUCCCGCGCUGGACCUCUUCUUCUCUCCUUCCCGAUCUCACGGUGGGAUUGCAGCGGCCGAGUGAAGGAGACCCAAAGGAGAGGGGAUAUCCAGGGACCGGAGAGGAGGCGACGGAAGAGGUGGAGGAGGAGGAGGAGGAGGAAGGUGGCCUCGCACGCAUCAACUUCUUCCUUCCCAUACCAGACUCGCCCACCAAGGUCAUAAAAUUUUCUUUUCGUACGUCAGCAAAAGACAAUAGGAUUCUCUGCCCUUGCAAGAUAUGUGUAAACUCUCGGUUGUUAGGUGAACUUGAAGUCUAUGAUCAUUUGAUUUAUGAUGGAUUCAUGGCUGGAUAUACCACAUGGAUUCAUCAUGGAGAAAGUAUGCAGCCCUCCGAAACAACUUCAAGUCCUAAUUCACAGUUUGAAGAAUAUUCUGAUAGUGAUGAGAUGGAUGAGAUGCUACUGGAAGGUUUUGGGAUGUAUGAUACUCGUACUUUGGGAGAGGAGCAAGAGUCUGAAGAUGACUUGGACGAUGAUGUUGAAGCAUACUAUAGAUUAGUUAAUGAUGGACGCCGAGAGCUGUACCCAGGUUGCAAAAGAUUCUCUAAAAAAGCUAAAGCUAUUGAUGGCCAACCACUAGCUGAUUGUGUUGAAGUUCUUGUCAACAUCGUGCUCAAAGAAACAACUGAGUUGUCUCGUGCACAAGGGAAAAUAAACAAGCUAGGAAAUGCCCAAGCUAGGUGUAUUCCAUGGCCACACAAAAAUAUUAUGCAAACAGAUCAUACUACCAUGCUGCACUCUAAGGUACUAUCAUAG